This is a messenger RNA of Pongo pygmaeus (Bornean orangutan), 4047 nucleotides long. It is a transcript of the gene PITPNB, whose product is annotated as phosphatidylinositol transfer protein beta. Gene Ontology annotation, cellular component: cytoplasm. Bases 1593 to 2105 code for a protein of 170 amino acids. Gene Ontology annotation, biological process: phospholipid transport. Gene Ontology annotation, molecular function: phosphatidylcholine intramembrane carrier activity; phosphatidylinositol binding; phosphatidylinositol transfer activity. NCBI's taxonomy places the organism in Eukaryota, Metazoa, Chordata, Mammalia, Primates, Hominidae. The transcript has 9 exons. The record is from RefSeq and is a predicted model, not a curated record.
AAGCACGCAGGCGCGAUGGUGGCUCGGGGGGCAGGGAGGCGGGGCCGCGCAGGCGUUGUGAGAGGCGGUAGCGGUGGCGGCGGCGGCGGUGGUAUCGGCGGCAGCUGUGAGGGGGUUCCGGGAAGAUGGUGCUGAUCAAAGAAUUCCGUGUGGUUUUGCCAUGUUCUGUUCAGGAGUAUCAGGUUGGGCAGCUUUACUCUGUUGCAGAAGCUAGUAAGAAUGAGACUGGUGGUGGAGAAGGAAUUGAAGUCUUAAAGAAUGAACCUUAUGAGAAGGAUGGAGAAAAGGGACAGUACACACACAAAAUUUAUCACCUAAAGAGCAAAGUUCCUGCAUUCGUGAGGAUGAUUGCUCCCGAGGGCUCCUUGGUGUUUCAUGAGAAAGCCUGGAAUGCGUACCCCUACUGUAGAACAAGUAAGCCUGGCCCCCAGCAGCCAUUGUACCCCUCCACCCUGAGAAUGAAAGGGAUUCCCAGUACCAUUGUCUUUGAGAAGGGUUACACUGAGCAAGGUCUUCCUUGGGUUCUUGGAUAGUCACUGCUAGAAUGAUGGCAGAGGAAGGGCUGCAUUGGGUUCUUCCCCUCAGAACUUUGUGACAGGCAUAAGUUCAUUCCCACAUGGCAGCCACUUUGGAGUCCUAGCUGACUAUGCUGGCUCCAGGGGUAAGCCAAAAGAAAGGUCGUUUACACUCAGAAGGGUGUUUUGGUGCGUUUCAACAGUAUUUUACUUAAAUUGCUACAUAAUAGAGGAGGAAUAGGACAGAGUUCUGAAACAGCAUCCUAUCAUUUGCUAAAUUGACCUUAUAAAUAAUGUUUUGCUUUUGUGACAUUAUUAUUCUUUUUAGCAUUAUUUUUAAAAUUAGAUUAUUCUUCAUAUUUUAUUUGUACUCCAUAAUCUAAUGUACUGUGUAGUGUCACUUGUGUAGAAACAGUUUUGCAGACAUAAAUUACCAAAUAAAUGUUCUGUUUUCAGAUAGUUUAGUCUUUGUGACAUUAAGUAUUGGGACAGAUUGUUUUGACUCCAAUUAAUAUUCUGAAAUUUUUCUCCUUUCAUUACCUACCUCUCCAUUAUGCCUCAGUUGUAACGGUGAGUAAAACUGUUUUUGUGUCUCAUACUUUCUUUAUCUUUAAACUUUGUUUUACACAGUAAUUAUUUUCAACCAUUCUUUGCUAACUGCCCCUCACUGCAUGGUUCCUUCCUGUGUCCCGCCAACCAGCCCCCAUACUCUACCACAUGUUCCCAGUGUUCAUGGGCCCUUUCCACCCUUGUCUCAAAAUUUCCCUAUUGAUUCUAUUUUGCUUUUGUUACUCCCUUCAAACGCCAUAUUUGUUUAUCAGACCUCACAGCUUCUUUAUUAGCCCAGUAUGCCGCGUGGCAAGUAGAAUUGUUUAUUUAAAAGCAUGCAGCAUUUGGUUUGCCUGACAAGUCUAUAAAAAUCGGUAGCUAAUGAUUCUUUGUCACUUGAGGAUCAGUCUCCUUGUAGAGUCAAAGCAUGGAUGCCUAUACUGGGAAAAGCUCCCUCAGACGUGGGCACCAAGGAACAGGUAGAAGAUCACUGUCAUUUUCCUGUUGUGUUUUCUGCAGAAUGAAUAUAUGAAAGAUGAUUUCUUCAUUAAAAUCGAAACAUGGCACAAACCAGACUUGGGAACAUUAGAAAAUGUACAUGGUUUAGAUCCAAACACAUGGAAAACUGUUGAAAUUGUCCAUAUAGAUAUUGCAGAUAGAAGUCAAGUUGAACCAGCAGACUACAAAGCUGAUGAAGACCCAGCAUUAUUCCAGUCAGUCAAGACCAAGAGAGGCCCUUUGGGACCCAACUGGAAGAAGGAGCUGGCAAACAGCCCUGACUGUCCCCAGAUGUGUGCCUAUAAGCUGGUGACCAUCAAAUUCAAGUGGUGGGGACUGCAAAGCAAAGUAGAAAACUUCAUUCAAAAGCAAGAAAAACGGAUAUUUACAAACUUCCAUCGCCAGCUUUUUUGUUGGAUUGACAAGUGGAUCGAUCUCACGAUGGAAGACAUUAGGAGAAUGGAAGAUGAGACUCAGAAAGAACUAGAAACAUUACGUAAUCAAGGUCAAGUGAGGGGAACAAGCGCAGCCAGUGAUGAGUGAAGAAGAAUCUGACCAGUAUCUUGCAGUGUUGACGUUUCCCAGAUGUGUGCUUGUGAUGAUACACACACAUGCACAGGUUCUCAACCACGUGUGUAUAUAUGUAUGUGUGCAUAUGUCUGUAGCUGUAUAUAAAGCGCAUGUAGAGCUACAGAUCCAGAUACACACACUUGUGUAUAUAUGUACAUACAGACAUACUGAAGGGAUUAGUACAAUUUCUCCAAAGUACUGUACCUAUCUUCAGCAAGAAUGCAAAAGAAAAUAUUUUCAAUAUAUAUACCUGGAACAGAUUUUAAUAAUUAUCAGAGUAAUACCAUUAAUGGACAAAUUGACUGCAAUGUAAUACUAGCUGGUAUGUUUCAUAAAUGUCAAGUUGUGGACCAACAUAUAUAGCCUUUUAUUAUUUUUCUCUUCUUUUAAGUCAGUCUCUUAUAAAUUUUUUUUUUAGUCCCAUAAGCAGUAGACUCCCACAGAAAAUUUCUUCAAAAUUUUUUGGUAUUCCAGUGAAUCUGGGAUGUAAACUCUGAAUGUAUUUAUAACUAUUUAUUUCUGGAUGGUCAUUAUCUUAUAGCCAAAUUUGACAAUAUAAAGUAAGGAGCAAAGUUACAGGCCAGUUUUUACUUGUUUGCCCUGAGGGAAAAAUCCUUUUAAAAAAAAAUUCUGGUUUUUAUUGGAUUUUUGUAUUUUAAAUUUCAAAUAUUUUUCUACAUCAAACCUAGCAAAAAUGGAGAUGAUGGUUUCUGAUUUAUAAUAAACACUAGACAAUUUUCAGGCUCCUGUUAGACAAACACAUUGAUGAAGAAAUUAGUCUUAAUAGGAUUGUAGGCUGUGUAGAAAAGCUGGAAAUAUAGCACUUCAUGGAGUCCUGUUUUGAAGAUGACAGUUUUCUGUAACUGCAGCUUGGAAACUAUGCAAAUGGUCUAGAUUCCUCGGAGCUCACAUGAUAGGAUAUAGUUAGUGAUGACAUUUUGCUCUUCUUGUGGAAACACACACUUCAAGGGGGAGAUGGUGACUUUGAGAUAGGAACAGUUUAAGAUGCAGUGUGAGUCUGGCCUGUGUGCAGUGAGGAGGCCCCGCCAAGAGGCUGGUGGACCUCCGACUGUGGGAUGUGCUCUCAAGUAGGACGUCAUCAGAACAGAUUCUGAAUAGGCAUCAUGAGAAUGCUGGUCAGAAACGGCUGCCACUUUUUUUAUUUUGUUUUAUUUUUUAUUUAAAGGAAGGAACAAUAGCUAGGUAAGAUUUUUAUCAGCUUUCUCUGUCUGAAUCCAGUUUUUCCUCUGUCAGUCCUGGAAGCUUGAAUAGAAUUAUAUUGUCGAAGCCUUCAGGUCACAAACUGUCUUUUUUAACCUCCUGUCCCUCCUAAAACACGCCAACCCCUGCAGUCAAAUCACAUUAGUAAUCUGAUUUGCUGACAGUCCUGCCCUGCCUGCUCCUCGUUUUCCCACAUGUCCUGCGUCCCUCCCCCACUGGAGUGAUUUCAGUGAAUCAGACAAGGAAGGAUGUGUAGGAUCACUACUGCAUUGCAAUACCCUGUUAUCCUCAGCAACAAAACCCACAUUUCAUACAUCCUUUGUGUACUCAGGAUAAAGACUGAUGUUUACUCUCUGGGCACUGUUGUAAGAUAGGUUUUGUCAGAGCAUAAUCAUUGUCUGCAAAGUGUUUGGUGCGAGGAAGAUUAUUGCUAAUUUUGUGAAAUAAAGAGUCUAGCCCUCUCCUUUUAAUGAACUUAACUCUCGCUGGCAUCUGUAGUAUCAUUGGGAGCUUAGGCGCACAUGGAAAUGAGAGCCCGGCGCAUGGAUUUUAAUGUUUUUCUAACAACUGUGGAGAUUUGAGGGAAUGUGUGGUGAAUGUAAAAUACCUAGUUUACUUGGCAGUCUCUUGUGUAAAUUACAGUAAAACAAAGUAAAUGAAAUUUAAACAAAAAAUAAAUUUGAUCACAAAAUGC